This is a messenger RNA of Ceratitis capitata (Mediterranean fruit fly), 3274 nucleotides long. RefSeq names its product alanine--tRNA ligase, mitochondrial (gene AlaRS-m). The transcript has 12 exons. The record is from RefSeq and is a predicted model, not a curated record. NCBI's taxonomy places the organism in Eukaryota, Metazoa, Arthropoda, Insecta, Diptera, Tephritidae. Gene Ontology annotation, molecular function: amino acid binding; nucleic acid binding; alanine-tRNA ligase activity. Gene Ontology annotation, cellular component: mitochondrion; cytoplasm. Bases 131 to 3163 code for a protein of 1010 amino acids. Gene Ontology annotation, biological process: alanyl-tRNA aminoacylation; tRNA modification.
UUUAACAAUUGUUAUGAUUUAAUAAGAAUGAUGGAUUGCUAAUUCCGGCGGUUGUGAUAUUAGUGGAAAACAGCUAUCAAUACUUUUAAAAAAUAAAAGUUUUAAAUUAAGUUUGCGCUAACAAAGCGCAAUGUAUUCUUCUGCGAAAAAAUUGCAACGAGUGUUGUCCUCGCAAGAAAUACGCAAGACAUUCAUUGACUACUUUAAAAUAAAUCAUGACCAUAAGUUUGUGCGAUCCAGUCCAGUGGUGCCAUUUUGUGACCCUACGGUGGCUUUUGUUAAUGCUGGAAUGAAUCAAUUUAAGUCAAUUUUUCUGGGCAAGUCCCAACCGCCCUAUCCUCGGGUAACCAAUUCCCAAAAAUGUGUACGUGUUGGUGGCAAGCACAAUGAUCUUUCUAUCGUUGGCCAAGACGGCUAUCAUCACACUUUCUUUGAAAUGUUGGGUAACUGGUCAUUCGGAGACUAUUUUAAGCGUGAAGCCUGUGAACUAGCUUUAGAACUUUUGCGAGGUCCUUACAACAUCGAUCCUAACAGGUUAUAUGUAACCUAUUUUGCCGGAGAUAGGUUGUUGGGUUUGCCUGCCGAUUUGGAAUGCUUCGAAAUAUGGCGCAGCCUUGGAUUUCCAGCUGAAAAAAUAUUGCCUUUUGGUUGCAAAGAAAAUUUUUGGGAAAUGGGUGCUACUGGCCCAUGUGGACCUUGUACGGAAAUACAUAUUGAUCACUGUCCAACGGGUGGAAAAAGUCAUGAGCGAGCGAAAUUCGUCAAUGCUGAUAGACCAGAUUUAACAGAAUUAUGGAAUUUAGUUUUCAUACAAUACAAUCGCAAUGAAGACGGAACUAUAACUCAAUUACCAGCGCGACAUGUAGAUACCGGCAUGGGUUUCGAGCGACUAACUGCUAUUUUACAGAAUAAAUCAUCAAAUUAUGACACAGAUCUCUUUACGCCGAUUUUUAAUGGCAUCAAAAGGAUAACACACGCACCACACUAUAGAGGUAUAUUUCCAACCUCUGCGGAAGCUGCAACGUUGGAUACUGGGUAUAGAAUUCUGGCAGACCAUGCGCGCAUGAUAACGACGUGCUUAGCCGAUGGCAUGUUACCUGAUCAGAACCAAAAACUUCGCAGAGUUUUACGAAAAGCCUUUACUAUAAGCGAAAAUGUGUUUGCAAAUGAGACAUUGCUCUCACAAAUUGUACCUUUUGUUAUAGAGACUAUAGGAAUGGCAUAUCCAGAAAUGUAUCACAAACAUAAUUCCAUACUCGAAUUAAUAGCACAUGAACAAGAAGUUUUCAAGUCAUUGCGAGAAAGCUCUUCCAAAGCAUUUGCUGAGGUACUAACGGAAUUUCCAAACUUAGAAGAAGUUGAUUUAAUGGAGUGUCCUGGAUUUGUGCCAGCUUACAGAGAUUUUCAAGCACAAAAGAAAUUCUUCAAAAACAAUACGUUACCCGGUAAAUUUCUGUAUAAACUUACAGAUACUUAUGGUUUGACUGAGGAGAACUUUAAAAAGCUUGCAGAGUUAGAAAAUAUGGAAUGUGAUUUGCAUGGCUACCUCAAAGAAAUAACGAAUGCUAAGCUAAAAUCAAAAUCUUCCUUGAGCAACGGAAGUGGCAGUGGUGAAAACAAACUAGAAAACCAACGGAGGGUAAACGAAGCAUUACUGCAACUCACACAAAAACUGAGUCAAACAGAUAAUAGCUGGAAAUAUAAUUACAGUUACGAUGUAGCUAAAAAAAAGUACCAUAUACCUGCACUUUCGACUCAGGUACUCGGUAUGGUCUUCCGAGGAAAAGAAAUGGACACUGUUUCAUUAGAUAGUACGACAUCUGGGUUUUUAUAUAUUGUAACAGAUGCGAGUAAUUUUUACUAUGAAUCCGGUGGUCAACAAGCUGAUACUGGCACAAUCCUUUUAUUAACUGAAAAUGGAGAUCCUCAGCUUAAACUACCGGUUUUAGAAGCAAAAAAUAUAAAUGACUGCAUUGUACACGUCUGCGAAUUGCCUAAAUUGGAAAAGCACUUUACUCUGAAGACUGGCGAUCAAGUUGAACUUUUGGUAGAUGCGAAUCAGCGCGAACUGAUAACAUGCCAUCAUACAGCAACCCAUUUGCUAAAUGGUGCCAUUCGGUCGUUGUUCAAAAAGGUCACAUAUCAAGUGUCUAGUGGUGUUACAAGUAAGAACUGCAAACUUGAAGUGGGCCUAAUUGGUAAACGUAUUAAGAAGGAGGACGUUACCCGGCUAGAGAAUAUGAUUACGCAGACUAUAAAGUCCAAAUCGCCAAUAGAUGUUAAAACCAUAAAUGCUAGUGAUGUAUUGCAGGAGAAUGAUGUCACUAUGGUACCCGGUGAAAUAUAUCCUGAAACUGGUUUACGGUUAAUUACAGUAAAUUGUGAGGACUCCCAAUUGCUAUCAAAGGAAUUGUGCUGUGGGACUCAUGCUAUAAAUACUCAGGAACUGGAGUACUUCAGCAUAACAAAUUUAAGACAAACGAAUCGUGCACGAUACGCUUUUACUGCAGUCGCUGGUAUGGCAGCGGAAAAUGCUCUAAAAACAGCGGCCCUUUUGCAACAUCGCGUGGAUAUGUUAGAAAAACAAUUUAAUUCUGAUAAACUCACGAAUGCUACAGAGGUUGAAUUGCAAAAGAUACGGCAUCAUUUGGUGCACACGGAAGUUGCGCUGCCUUACGUUUUCAAAAUCGAUACAAUAGAACGCAUCAAUGAUAUAUUACGUCGGCUUAAGGAAACAACUCGUACAACCUUGAAAGAAUUUGUUGAGGUGGAAAUGAAGACAUUACUGCAAGAAAAACCUAUCGAGCAUCAUCCAUUCUUAGUGCACUAUCUCACGAGCUCAGCUUUGGUCGAUGAAGUGCCGCUACAAAGAGCUACUAAGCUUUGCUCAGAUCGUCCGAUACUCGUUGUCAGCAUGUGUGAUAGCAUUGUUAAGGCACGUUGUUGUGUUCCUAAGAAAUUUAUCAGCGAUCAGUUUGAUGCGGAGCAAUGGCUUAAAGAAUUCGCAACGGUUUUUAAAACACAAGUAGCCGCUCCGAAGGGCCAAAAUUCUGCGGAGGUGUGCAAUAUGAAAGGUAAAAAAGUUUCUACUCAAUUCGAAGAACAGUUGGAAGUGGCGAUCUCCAAAGCUCAGGCCUUUGCUGCACAACGUUUAUUGUUGUGAUUUUACUUUUAAUUUACUCAAAGACCAAAUUACUUUUGUCUCCGCUUUACUUACCUUCUAACGUAUGCUGAAACAUAAAUUCAUCCUAAAUAAAAAGCGUAUUCAGAAUAA